Molecule: messenger RNA, 795 nt
Organism: Anoplopoma fimbria (sablefish)
Lineage: Eukaryota; Metazoa; Chordata; Actinopteri; Perciformes; Anoplopomatidae
Product: filamin A-interacting protein 1-like
Exons: 4
Coding region: 1-795 (264 amino acids)
Source: RefSeq, a predicted model, not a curated record
AUGCGGUCCCGUAGCAACAGUCUGGAGGACGUAACCAAGGCCAAGGCGGAACAGCAGCAGCAGGCGGACACGCGCAAGCGAUCCGUAGAGCGAGAGGAGCCCUCGGGAAGGGCCGAGCGCCGCAGCCGACACCGGGAGCCGCCGGACGACACCGGCACCAUUCAGCGGAACCACAAGACGGCCAAGAACAGCUCCUGUGCUGGUGGGAGUGGGAGUGGGAGUAGCAGCGCCAGUGGAGCUGCAAAAGGAGGUCGGAGGGAGAAGGGCAGGGAUCUUUCCCGAGAUGACCUCGUCUUUCUACUGAGCUUGCUGGAGGGGGAGCUGCAGGCCAGAGAUGAAGUGAUCACAGUGCUGAGGGCAGAGAAAAUGGACAUGGCCCUGCUGGAGGCCAAAUAUGGCUUUGUCUCUCCACAGCCAGUCCUGCAGUCUCUGCAGAGAGACGCCAUCCAGGGCAAGGCUGAGAUGUUCGAGGAGGACAUCUACGAGAAGCCCAUGAUAGAGCUGGACAAGUUAGUGGAGAAGCAGAGGGAGACGCACCGGCGGAUGUUGGAGCAGCUGUUGAUGGUUGAGCAGUCGCACAAACAGGCCCUGUACAAGCUGGAGGACGAGAAGAGGAACCACGGAGAGUUCAUGAAGAAGAGCGACGAGUUCACCAACCUGCUGGAGCAGGAGCGUGAGAGGCUGGAAGGAAGCGACAGCGAGAAAACUCGCACAUUAUGUCCUCGUCGCUGGCAGCUGCGGAGUCUGAACAAUGAGCCUGUGCCUGUCCUCGCGGCCAACUCGGUGUCGAGAUAG